Musa acuminata subsp. malaccensis (wild Malaysian banana) is the source of this 1804-nucleotide messenger RNA. Its product is annotated as G2/mitotic-specific cyclin-2. Gene Ontology annotation, molecular function: cyclin-dependent protein serine/threonine kinase regulator activity. Gene Ontology annotation, biological process: mitotic cell cycle phase transition; regulation of cyclin-dependent protein serine/threonine kinase activity. Gene Ontology annotation, cellular component: cyclin-dependent protein kinase holoenzyme complex; nucleus; cytoplasm. The record is from RefSeq and is a predicted model, not a curated record. Lineage: Eukaryota; Viridiplantae; Streptophyta; Magnoliopsida; Zingiberales; Musaceae.
AAAGGUUCCUUCUUUUCCCCCUCGACCCUCUCCUUUUUGUUCUCUUCCAAACCCCAUCGAGGAGAGAGAGAGAGAGAGAGCGAGUUGUCGAGAGCGGGAUCGUUAGGUCGGCAUCGAUCUGCCCGAUCCACGGGGGACGCAGCUUGGUUCAAGCCCUCGCCCCCCAAUUGGAACUCACGGCGAGCUGAGGGCUGGGACCUCGGAGUCGCAGAUUCUACUCUGUCGAUCGCAGCGAGGAGGGGAAUUUGGAAGGUGAGGGAAAUGGAUAGAGUUGACGAGAACAGCCGGGGCAUGAUGAAACCAGCGACUUUCCGAGAUAUGGGCGAUCGAAGAGCGUUGAAGGAUAUAAGGAAUUUGGUGGGAGCGCCACCGUAUCCUUGUGCGAUCAACAAGAGGGGAUUGACAGAAAAGAGUAAUUUGGAUGAUAAGAACCCAUCGUUCGUGGCUCGACGGCCAGUGACAAGAAAAUUUGCGGCUACAUUGGCAAGCAAACCACAAGCUUAUCGCCAGCAUGAGCAAGUGGGAAACGAGAGCCAGCACGAGAUGUUGCCACCAUCUGUAUCAAGUUCAACUGCUUUGGAUAGUUCUAUUGCCAUCGAUGUGGAUAAUUGUAGCUUAAGUGAUGACAUAGAGUUGCCCACGGUAGAAGAGAUGGAAGAAAUGGAUAACUGCGAUCUCAAGGAGGUCGAAAUGGAGGAUAUCGUUGCUGAGACUGUUCCGGAUAUCGAUAGCUGUGAUUCAAAUAACACACUUGCAGUGGUUGAAUAUGUAGAAGAGAUAUACAACUUCUAUAGACAAACCGAGGUUACAGGUUGUGCGAGUCCCCAGUACAUGUCCCACCAAUUUGACAUCAAUGAAAAAAUGAGAGCUAUUCUCAUCGACUGGCUUAUAGAGGUGCACUACAAAUUUGAGCUGAUGGAGGAGACUCUCUUUCUAACUGUAAAUAUAAUAGAUCGGUUUUUAGCGAGACAAACUGUGGUAAGAAAGAAGCUUCAAUUGGUGGGAGUUACAGCUAUGCUUCUUGCUUGCAAGUACGAGGAAGUCUCUGUCCCCGUGGUAGAGGAUCUAGUGCUCAUCUCUGACCGAGCUUACACGAGGGAUGAAAUACUUGAUAUGGAAAGGCUGAUCCUCAAUACAUUGCAAUUCAAUAUGUCUGUGCCAACUCCUUACGUUUUCAUGAGAAGGUUUCUCAAGGCAGCCGACUCUGACAGAAAGCUAGAGCUUCUGUCAUUCUUCAUCAUAGAGCUUUGUCUGGUCGAGUACAAAAUGCUCAAGUUCCGCCCUUCUCUGUUGGCUGCUGCUGCAAUCUACACUGCUCAGUGUUCUCUUAGAGGGUUCAAGUAUUGGACGAAAACUAGCGAGAUGCACACUGCCUAUUCAGAGGAGCAACUCCUCGAGUGCACUCAGCUAAUGGUGGAUUUCCACCAGAAGGCUGGUCUGGGGAAGCUGACUGGGGUACACAGGAAGUACAGCACCUUCAAAUAUGGACACACAGCAAAAUCAGCACCAGCUCUCUUUUUGAUGAACACUGGUCUCCAGUGCUAAUUCUCCGCUGGCGAAUCCUAACUUUAACAUGACCGAUUACAUGAUGAACCCAGUGCUGGGUGCAACAGAAGUUGCAGAAGCUGCAAUCGAACUGUGGGAAGUCAGUUCAUCCCAUGAAUUCUUCUCUUAUUUUGACUAUGGGAAGUCAGUUCAGCUGAUAACUUUAAGUGCUUGUUCUGCUUUCUACAUUUGAUGUUGAGACUACUGUGCAAAGAUUUCAUUGCCGAAUGGAAAAAUAAGAUAAUUGGCUUUUGUAAAA